Zingiber officinale is the source of this 1016-nucleotide messenger RNA. Its product is annotated as G-type lectin S-receptor-like serine/threonine-protein kinase LECRK4. Gene Ontology annotation, biological process: protein phosphorylation. The transcript has 2 exons. Lineage: Eukaryota; Viridiplantae; Streptophyta; Magnoliopsida; Zingiberales; Zingiberaceae. Bases 1 to 882 code for a protein of 293 amino acids. Gene Ontology annotation, molecular function: protein kinase activity; ATP binding. The record is from RefSeq and is a predicted model, not a curated record.
AUGGCAGCUCGUGAUCUAUCGGGCCUAGAAUUCAAAGGGGAAUUGCCAUCAUCGAGCGGGAGCACGAAACUCGUCGCCGUGAAGAGAUUGGACAGGCUGGGGAAGAGGAUCGACGACGACAGCGAGAAAGAGUUCACUAAUGAGGUGAGAUCGAUCGGGCAGAUGCACCACAAGAACUUGGUGAAGCUGAUCGGCUACUGCCACGAGGAAUCGCAGCGGCUGCUGGUGUACGAGUACAUGAGCAGAGGGUCGUUGCAGGAGUUCCUCUUCGGCGGCGAGCGGCCGCCGUGGGAGCAGAGGGCUUCGAUCGCGAUGGGAAUCGCGAGGGGGCUCAUGUACCUCCACGAGGAGUGCAGCGUCCCGAUCAUCCACUGCGACAUCAAGCCAAAGAACGUUCUCCUCGACGACAACCUCGUCGCGAGGAUCGCCGACUUCGGACUCGCGAAGCUGCUCCGGACGGACCAGACGCGGACCAACACCGGGAUAAGGGGAACGAAGGGGUACGUGGCGCCGGAGUGGUUCAAGAGCAUGGCGAUCACGAAGAAAGUGGAUGUGUACAGCUUCGGCGUGAUGUUGCUGGAGAUCGUUAGCUGCCGGAGGAAUCUUGAGACGGAGACGGAGACGGAGGAGGUGGCGGAGGACGCGGUGCUGGUGUAUUGGGCCUACGAUUGCUACAGGGUAGGGAGGUUGGAUCUGCUGCUGAGGGACGGGGAGGAUGAUAGGGAGCGGAUGGAGAGGUUCGUGACGGUGGCCAUCUGGUGCAUACAGGAGGAUCCAGGGUUAAGGCCGUCGAUAUCGGCGGUGGUGCGGAUGCUGGAGGGAGGAGUCCCGGUGGCGGUGCCGCCGGAUCCUUCCACAGACAUUCAGUCCCUGCGGCAGUAAAUAAUUACUUUGGAAUUUGGAUUAGAGUAGUAAUUUCGAACCGCAAAUGCUUAAUUAUGCAAGAACAAUAUCGUAGUUAUCAUGACUCAUGAGCAUUAUGUACAUUUAUCAUUGUGUACUUCUACUGUUGUAAU